Messenger RNA from Aaosphaeria arxii CBS 175.79, 1138 nucleotides. Its product is annotated as metallo proteinase. Lineage: Eukaryota; Fungi; Ascomycota; Dothideomycetes; Pleosporales. Gene Ontology annotation, molecular function: metalloendopeptidase activity. Gene Ontology annotation, biological process: proteolysis. The transcript has 2 exons. The record is from RefSeq and is a predicted model, not a curated record. Bases 98 to 1138 code for a protein of 346 amino acids.
CUCCAUUCUUCGAAAUGUUUUCCAUCAGCAUCGACAUCGACAUCGACAUCAACGCUUCUCAAUUCCCACCAGAUCUUUGUGAUUCAGCCUUGUCAAAAUGAAGUUCUUCACCCUCACUGCUCUUAUUGCAUUGGCCAAUGCUGCCUCCAUCGAUCUGUCCAAGCGUUCUGAUGGACUUGAGGUAAAGCUUGAAUCGACUGGUAACAGUGCUGUCAAGGCCAAGAUUACCAACACCGGAUCCGAAUCAGUCAAGAUCCUCAAGACUGGAUCCUUCCUUAGCAAGGUCCCGGUCGAGAAGGCUACCAUCUUCUCUGGUAGCGAAAAGGUCGAGUUCCAGGGUGUCAAGCUUCGCGUCGACAUUACUUCUCCUAUCGCCGAGAAUGACUUCCAGAUCAUCAAGGCUGGCGAGACAAUUGAGGCCUCAUGGGAUGUUGCUGAGGUCCACGACCUUUCCAAGGGCGGUGCCUUUGACGUUGUUGUCUCUGGUAACCUCAACACCGCAGCAGUAGACUCCACCGAAAUCACUGGUGUCCUCAGCUACAACUCCAACACCGUCUCGAUCGACGUCGACGGAAACGAGGCUGCCUCCGUCCGCCACAACUUCAAGCGGUCCGCCGUCCAGUCCGACUGCACCAGCAGCAAGCGAACCUCUACCGUCAAUGCCCUCUCCAACUGUGCCAGCCUCGCCCGAGCUGCCUCCGCAGCCGCCUCCUCCAACACUGCCAAAGUGCAGGAGUACUUCAAGUCCACCAGCUCCAGCACCAUCUCCACCCUCCAGACCGUCUUCAACCGCGUCGUCUCGGAGUGCUCCUCCACGACCUCCGGUGUCUCCAAGACCUACUGCGUCGACAACUACGGCUACUGCUCCAGCAACGUCCUCGCCUACACCAUCCCCUCCCUCAGCCUCAUCACCAACUGCAACUUGUACUUCUCUGCCCUCCCCGCCCUUUCCAGGACCUGCCAUGCUCAGGAUCAGGCUACCACCACCCUCCAUGAGGUCACCCAUCUGUCGCAGAUCAAGGGCACCGACGACCUCGGAUACGGAUAUGCUGCUGCCACCAGGCUUUCCACUGCCAGUGCUCUCAACAACGCCGAUUCUUAUGCCCUUUUCGCCAACGCUAUCUAUGUUGGCUGCUAA